GCACCGCCCAUUUUAAAUAUAUGCAUAAAGUUCCACUUCGAAAUCUUAUGGAAUCUUCAAAACGGAAGACGAGAAAGUUAUGAAACUCACUGUAUUUUAAGACUAAGUAGGUGAUUAAGUAGGGUAAUCAAACGACGAUUGUAUAAUGAAUUGAAUCUUAUUUUGAAUAAGAAUGAGAAUCGACGACAUAAAACUUAUUCUUUGUUGGACCAUGAUUGUUCGUCAAUAUGUGAUACAAUGUAAUGUUGCUUAUAUAACCUACUGUCCAUGCAUGGGUCGGCUUGGAAACCAGAUAGAACAGUUCCUAGGUAUGAUUGCAUUUGCAAUUAAACUAAACCGUACUCUUGUUUUGCCUCCGUGGAACAUUAUGUCAUCUUUACAGGCUAAUUUUGUGCCUUUUGGAAACUUAUUUAACAUCACUACACUUGUACCAGUUCAUCAGUUUGUUUCACUGGAAAGUUUUAUGUUGAAUGAAGCUCCUGUCAUCUGGCCAGCAGCUAAACGUACAGCGUUAUGCUUUCGACCUAGAUCGGGUCCUUUAUUUAAUGAUUGUAAUGCUAAAAACGGGAAUCCUUUCAAAGAAUUUUGGGAUAAAUUUAAUGUCAGUUUCACAGGUUCUAGUUUCUAUUUUCCUCUAAGUACAGAUGAUCCUAAAGAGAAGUGGGAUCAGUUAUUUCCUUCAGAAACUUACCCAGUUCUUGCAUUCAUUGGACCGCCUUCGUCUUUCCCUGUUCGUCCUGAAAACCGUGUAUUCCAUCGUUAUUUAGAAUGGAAUAGUCAUAUUAAUCUAGUCACCGAGAAUUUUAUAAAUCGAUGGUUAAAUAAACCUGUAGUUGGAGUUCAUUUACGUAAUGGAGAGGAUUUUUCAAAUGCUUGCUCACAUUUAAAAAGUGGUUUACGUAUCUUGUUCUCAAGCGCUCAGUGCCAUGGUGAUUUUAAUGAACUUCCUCCUUACAAAGUAACAGAAGAUAUGUGCAUCCCCUCAAAAGAAUUAGUUCUUCAUACAAUUUCGUACGGUGUUCGUUUAAUUAAAGCAAAAACUAUAUAUGUAUCUACUGAUAAUGAUCCUAUGUUGUCAUUAAUUCGCCGUCACUUUACUGAUACAACUAAGCGAAGCGCCGUCUCUUACUAGUCCUGAGAAACUUCUACUUUAUAACAACUGGUUAGAUUUAUGUGUCGUCUUCAUAAAUUAAGAUUUGUCGUAUUUGAUGCAUUUCAUUUAUUACGAAGAAUUCAUGUAGAAUUCAAAGGGUCACUUGAUUCUUAUCGGUCGAUUUAUGAAAUUAUCAAAGUUUGAGAGUGAAACACCUCUUUGAACAAAUGAGUUUAUUGCGGUAAAACGUGUUGUGUGGGAACCUAAUCGAAAACCUGAAGAAGAUUUGGCAUUGUUAGGUAGAAUCGAUUUAGCUAUCCUCAAUUGUGUGUCAACUUACUCUGCUGCGGUGAAACGUGAACGGGAUGCAAAGAAUUUACCCAGUAUGUUUUUCGGACUAACUAUUGAAAAUCAAAGAGGAUUGGAAGUAUUGUGCAAUUCGACAAAUAAAGCUGUCAACUACUGGUGGUCGAAACUGUACCAAAAAUAAGUUCUUAGUGUAUCAUAAAUAUGUUAGUGUUUUCUCCAUUUCUUAGAUUGUAUUAUUCGCUUGUUAACUUUUUUAUCAUUAUAAAACUUGCAUUUGUUAUAGUAUUCAGUGUAAUUUCUAGGAUGCCUCGUUAAUACGUGACAAGGUAAGAUUCAUAGCUCUUCACUCAUGGUAAUAAAUAAAACAUACAUUUCUGUUUUUGGCAUAAAAUCAUUACAAUAUUUCGACCGAUUGUUGUCAAGAAAUACAUAAAGCAUAUAGAUCAUCAAUGUAGGCGAUCUAUGUGGAUGGUCUCGGUCUACUCAUGUUGAUUGACCUGGCUUACAUCAAGAUCACAUCCCGCGGUUAAUACUGGACAUGAAUUAUCAUUUCAAGUUACCGUGUUGUACUGGCAUGACAUUAUUAAAGAAGUGUAUUAGUAAUAAUAGGUUGGGGAAAUAGUGCAACCACUGCUGCAUACGUCAAUCCAUGGCGUGUUACGAUUAAUACGCGUUGUUUGACCUUAGGAUAGCUCGCUAAACUGUUCGGCAUUCAGUGGCUUACCUGCUGGAUGGUUUGAUCAGAGCUCAACUUACAGAUCAUAGGUAGACGGUAAAUACAUUAGCGGGGCAGGUAACACCCACGACUACAAUGGACACCUUGUCAAGUCUCAAGACUUAGAUCCAGAAGCAGUAUCCUAAUAUAUUUCAGAGCAGUGCUAGACGGUGCACAAAGCCAAUUUAUCUUAACUUUGAGUGCCAGGGGAAUAUUUUGGCCGACAAUAAUUGACGGCUUCGGUUGUCGGCUACAACCGUCAAGACAUUCGUUUCGUGUUUGUUACAGAUAGAAAAGCCGGGGCGCACUCCGAUGGACAUAUUCAAGCGUCAUCUACCACACUGGACAAACAAAGACUAGACCCCAAUGUUACACUAAGUCACCAGUUUCUCUCAGAUGAACCUGUGUCAGUCGACAGAUGAUAAUAAACUUCAAGAGUAGCACGGUACUUCUCAUAGAUGAUAUCUUACCAAUAAUUUACACUGAUUUCUAACAGUUCAGCUAUCUAGAGGACGUCUCCAGGAACCGCAUUCUGAUAUGCACUAAUCACAACGUCGACUUUGAGAGGACCAUAUCCAUGAAAACCUCUAUUCACCUGUUAACCAUAACACAACACUGGUAAGUUUGUCGACCUAUUGAAGCAGUUUCUUAGUCUGUCACAACCAACUUUUCAACUAGAAAAUCUGGGACAAGUAUGUACACCAUUUUGGAAUUGAAAGACGUCUGUCUUCUAUUUCUUUUGACCUUUCAAUCCUAAAGAAUUUGACAAGAUGUUGAAAUAGGGUAUUACACUACCCUCCAAUAGCCCUCCUACUCCACCACUGCAUAUAUUCCAGGAGAACAACGACGUUCGACAUUGUGCUCAAUUUAAAGUCCUUAAUAGUUCGGUUACUCCAGACAAUUACUAUUUACUUCAUUUGCAAGGCUUUACCAAUACUUCGCAAAAAGUAACCAUCUCAUAAGCCGAUCUCAUAAGAGUAUAUUGCCGAUUCAACCUAAUAAUAUCUCAAGGGCCAAAAGGAAAAUAGAUAAACUGGGUUUUUAGCCUGAUAAAUGUGCCACAAACAUCUUAGUACCCUAUCGACCAAUCCCUUAGAGGUUUCAUGGUACGGACUAGUAUAAAUGAAGGUAGUGGUGAUGGUCGUCUCGUGAAUGCUGAUGGAGGGUCGUGUUUUUAUGUUGAGAAUGGGUCUGUUCCAAUUUGGUUACAUUAAUACUACACUGCCAUUGUGGUUACACAAAAUCGUAUGAUGUUUUGCUAUUAUGUAGUUUUAACGUUCACUAAGAGUCGAGGAAGUGUAGCAGCCUUCAGAACAUUCAUUUUUGUAAGAUAAAUUUUAGCUUUCAGACGUUAUGCUGAACACUGAAAUAAAUACCGUUAUGAAGUCAGACUUUGGUUGGGAUACUUCGACUUACAAUUGAUUGAUCACUGGGUAGUGACCAAUGUCAUGUGUGUCGGGUCCUUCUUAGUGCAGAUUGGAUUAUAUCAAUCACGUUGCAAUCUGGUCAAUAGUGGACGUCGCCUGUACUAUGUCGAGAUGUAGGAGGUAGACGAUGGGAAGCCCCGGACCUGGGUUUCAAGCUACUUAGCUUUCGUCAGCAAAGGUUGCCUGUAAUCUCGAGAGAACCAGUGCCCUCGGACGAAUUCGAUCUCGAAAGUUUGUGCGAUUUUCAAUUUCGUGUUGAACUUAUAUUCUGUUUAAGCUAAGUCAGCCAAUCUAUUUUGACUGUCUUUCAUAAUUGAGCUAACACCAGGGCACAUCCAGUUUGUUUUGCAUUACCAAAGAAUAAUAUCCAAACAUUUAUUUUUUCAGUUUAACUCCCCAAAAUCACCGAGAAACGGUUCUGGAAAUUAAUUAUCAAACUUGAAGUUUUGUCUGCGAUAGUUCCGUUUUGAUAUUUCCAGGUCCUGGUAUUUAACCUUAUCACAAUCCCUCCUUUCUUAUCUUACGGUGUAUUUCGUGGCAUUUAGAUUCGCCGGCCUUCUUGUAUGGCAGAAGAUGCAGGAUAAAACGUCGUUGAGCGUCUUCACUUUAUCAUGUCUGUGUUGUGUAACUACACAACACCAGCUAACUGUUUAUCUAGAUCAAUUUAAGCAUUCUUUUACAACAAAAUAUGAGCUCAGUGACUGACUAAGAUAUCGUAGGACCUGAAUUUGUUAGACGUCGUUCCAGUAAGCACUUUAUUUCACACUGCUAUAAAGCUUGACCAUCAGUUUUAGUUCACGACCAUUUAUUCUGAGUUUCAGCCUUCUUCAAAGGCUAUGGUGAGUGCCCAUCAUUCCGUCCAUCUAGUAGAAGUCAAACUAAUUUUUCCCGUGAUAUUAAAUGAAAACCUGGUUUUAAUAAACAGAUCUAUCCCAAAAAUAUUUGUAGAUAUAUGCAUGUUCCACUAAAAGUGGUCAAUUUUUUCGCACAAGAGAAAAGCAACUUACUGAAUUGUGUCAUUAGCAAUAAUAGUAGGUGGUGGUGGACAUAUCUUCUGGCUCAUGAAUGCAAUAGGGAUAAUUCAUUGUCAGUGAUAAUGACUCACAGGUUAGCGUUCCCCGAGAAAUAUUCAGUACACACCUACAAGACUAAUUACUCAACUUUCAAAUGACCUAGUUUUAACUAGCUUUUGCUUCAAAGAAACCUUACUGAGACUUCAGACCUAUUUAAUGGAUUGCUCAGAUCCAAAACGCGGUAUGGAUGGUACCAACUAGUCCAUCUCACGAUUCCGUUAUCAGCUACUUACCAGUUAGUUGACUCAUGGACACUAUUUGUGUCAAUAAUUAGUUUGAAUUCUACCUGCUAAUUGAUAUAUUUUAUUCUCUUCCUUCGCAAACAGCCGAGUUUUGUCAACCAGUGUUCCUGGUGUUUAUUCUCACACUCGUUUUUUCUUUUUAUCUUUUUUAGCACCACGAUUGUAAAGCUCAAAUGUGCAGGUUAGGGAUUUGUGGGUUCGUCAACGUCGCAGUUUUUACGAGGUGCCAUUUCUAAACAGAAUGUAACAGUAGUAGACUCAUAGUACAGUACUAAAACAAACCCACUUGUUAACUUAUUGGUAUAUCUGCAUGAAUGUUCUAUCACAUAUUUUGACUGACUGUAUUUAUUUAGUAACUGAAACAGUAGUAUAUUAUCUGUAAACCUAUGUUGC
Messenger RNA from Schistosoma mattheei, 5252 nucleotides. Lineage: Eukaryota; Metazoa; Platyhelminthes; Trematoda; Strigeidida; Schistosomatidae. The record is from the annotation of a GenBank genome assembly.